UGUUGUCAUUGUGGAAAAAAUCUCGAUUAUGUUCUACGUGCAAUUGGUAGCUUCGUACAUUAAUUGUAAAAUAACUUUACCCCAGUCCAUUGUCCUCAAGGGUGGCAAUGCUUAAGUAAAAGCCGCAUUUUCCAAGUACGUGCACUGAAUCGAGGGAAAGUGUGUGAAUAAUCCGUGAGCAAAAGGAGACGGCGCAUUCGGGCUGGAGCGUUUCAAGGCAACCGAGAUGGAUUUCUCACCGAGUCCAGACAGUGAUACUUCUGGCUACUAUAGAAAUCGCUGCCGACGUGAUGAGCGCGACCGGGGCAAUCGAGGAAGAUCGAAGGAACGGUACCGCAAUAGCAGCCGGUACAGCCGCAGCCGGUCGCGGUCGUACAGCAGGGAGCGCUACUCCUAUCCCCGGCAGCGCAGCACCGAACGCGACUCGUACCGGGAUGGGAACGAACAAACGUACGAUGAUGGCGGUUGGGACAGCCGCGAAAGGUUUCGUGAACGCAGUCGCGAACGGGAUCGCGAUCGUAGAUCCCGCGAACGGGAUCGAUACCGCGAUCGAAGGGAUCGCGAUAAGGGCGGCCGUCGUGGCGGAUAUUCGCCUAGCUCGAUGGAUGAUGGGGAAAAUUUUGACAGUGACAAUGAGUUUUUCCAUCAACAAAAGCCCAACAAUAACAUCAUCAUUCGCGGGCUAGCCCCACAGGUCACUGAAGCUGACAUCAACAGCGAUCUCAUCCAGUGCGGGCUGCAGGCACUGCACGUUAGGCUGAUCCGGAAACGAAAGACAGGUGAAUCGAGGGGUUUCGCAUUUGUCGAGUUUCGCACAGAAGAGGAAGCAACUCGGUGGAUAUGUUACAAACAGGGAGUGCUGGUGUUCAACGGUCAACAUGCCGUCAUGCAGUACACCUUUUCGAUGCCGACCAAAUUCCAAACCGAUUGGUAUUGUGCUAAGUGCUACGCGUUCAACUUCCGGCGCAGGGAGAACUGCUUCAAGUGUCAUGCGUCGCGCGAGGACAGCGAAAUUGGCGGUGACGGGAGCGACGAGAUGAGCAACAUUCUGACGAAAAAAAUCAUGCUCCGCAAUCUGGAUGUGCUGACGAACGAGGAAAGCGUGAUGGGCGUCAUGCAGAAGCAGCUGCCCGCUGAGCUGGUGCAGAAAGUCGGAAAGGUGGUCAUCUGCCGCGAUCCACUGACGUCAAUUUCGCGCGGGAUGUGUUAUGUGCAUUUUGAAAAUCUGGUCGAUUCGAUGAACACGCACAACGCUCUGAAGGAGCUCGAUCCACCGCUCAGAAUCGACGGUCGGGAUGUAAUCAUUUCGUACUGCAUGGACACGGAGAACAGGAACUUGAUGAAGCAGCAUCCGCAUGGCCAUCCGCAGGGCAGGGAAGGCAAUCGGCAGGGCAACAGCAACCAAGCGCACGGUGCCGGCCAAGGCAACAGUGGCAGCACGCACUCGAAUAGUUUCCAGGGCAAUGGCGCCAACAAUGGUGGCUAUCGAAACGACGGAGCAAACAACAAUUAUGAUCGCAACAGCAAUUACGCACACAACCACAGUUCGCACGGAAUGAAUAAGAAUUCCGGUGGUGGUGGUGGUGGUGGUGGUAGUCGGGGAGCUUUUCAGGACAUUAGUGCUGCACCGCCAAGCGGAUCUUCGUCUGGUCCGUCGGGUAUGGCUUCCGCUUCGUCCUCUUCGUCCGCUGCUAUGGCCGGUGGCAUUCCCGAAAACUAUACCCUUGCCGAUGUGCCACGUUUGGCGGAGUACAGCGCAUCUAUGUACGCGUCGAAUGCGGCCGAACACAAACACUAUCUGCAGUACUACACCGAAUACUACACAAAUCAACUGUCGGCUAGUGACGUUGGGCAGGUGGCAGGACCACGCGCGCCAGGUGGUUUGGGUGAAACGGCCAACAAUGGUGCUGCCGUUGCUCAGUCUGCAAUAGCACGGAAACAGCAAGCCGGCCCUAACAAUGGCAAAUCGGAGAAGAGUGAUGUGUACGGUCCUGUGAUGAUGGGUGCUUCAAACUCAACGUCAGUUCCGGCUGGCCCGCAGCUUCCGGUUCCGAAUGGUGUCGAUGGACGAAAGUAUCCUACACCGGACACCUCCCUCUAUCAGUACGAUGAAACGUCCGGCUUUUAUUACGACCCUACCACCGGGCUGUAUUACGAUGCCAACUCCCAGUACUACUACAACAGCGAAACCAGCUCCUACCUUUACUGGGAUCCGGAAAAUCAAACGUACGUAGCCGCGCCGGCCUCAUCAUCCACCACGUCCAGCCAUUCCGCGGCGGCUGCUGGCUCGCAGCAAAUGCAAGCGAGCAAAUCGGAAAGCGUUGGCCCGCCUGCAGCUGCUGCUACCUCGCAGGCUGAAAAUGCGGAAAAGAUGGAAAAGUCGAAAUCAAAAGAACAAGCCCCACCGCAGGAUAAGGUGAAAGUUGCCAAAAAGAUUGUGAAAGACAUGGAGAAGUGGGCGAAGCAGCUAAAUCAAAAGAAGGACUACAGUGUGAUCCAACCGCCUGCACGCGUGGAAGAGGCGACGCUUUAUUCUUCGCUCGGACCCUCGAAACCGCUGUCCGAAUCGCUCGGCGGACUCGGCAGUGCGGGUUACGCAGAUGUGGGAUUUUCGCUGCUGGAGAAAAAGGAGCGUGCUGGUGGUGGUGGUGGUGGUGGCGGCGGAAGUGCAGCGACCAUGAUGGCUGGUGGAUUGGGAGGAAGCGCCGGUUCGUCCUAUCCUUCUGGCGGUGCCGGUGUGAGUAAAUCCGUCACAAGUGCCACCUCGGCGUACGGUGGUUCGGAUUCGGACAAUGAGUUCGGGGACGGCGAUGGUCCUGCCGAUCGCGAUCUGGUUGAUUUCGAUCGGUUAACCUGUCUGCUCUGCAAGCGUGCAUUCCAAUCGCAGGAAAUUCUAAUGAAGCAUAUCAAAAUGUCUUCACUGCACAAAGAAAACCUUCAAAAGCUCAAUGCAAAUUUCCAAGCCAGCGGUGGUGGUGGCGGCUCGAGGGGCGGCGGUGGCAGUAGCGACGGUGGGUCCGGAGGUCCAUACAACGGGUUGCAGUACCGGGAUCGUGCCAAGGAGCGGCGCGCGAAGUACGGUGAGGUUGAAGCGCCACCGGUCAAUCGAAGCAAGGAACGGUUCCAGCGCGAGAUUGAGAAGCAAACCCAGUCGUCGUCGGCCUACCCGCAGGGCACUGCUUCGGCGGUACCGAUCGGGCAGAAUAACAUUGGCAAUAAGUUGCUGCAAAAGAUGGGAUGGUCCGAGGGACAGGGUUUGGGUCGAAGCAAUCAAGGACGUGUUAACAUAAUAGAGGCGGAAGCGCGCGUAGCAAACGUUGGCUUGGGCAUUAAGGCGGCAGCCCAGUUCGGACGCACGACGGACGAUUACAAAACGUACAUAAAGAAAAUGAUGAAAUCGCGCUACGAGCAGGUGGACGUGAAAGACUAAACGCAACCGUUUUUUGUGGCGUUGAACGCUUUCGAGCGCCGACUGUUUUAUAGUUAAUUUAAUCGCUGCUCUUCGCCGGGCAGCGUCCUAUUUACGUAUAGAAUUCUCUCCUACGCACUUGUAAUAUAAUGUUUUUGUAGCAAGUUUUACUCUCAAGCCAUCAUGAACUGAGCUUGUGUCUACCUUCCGUUAGCCAGCAUUUAAUGGCUGCUAGCUUGUUUACACAAACACUCACACACACAAAGGAACGCCGUCAUACCUUUUGUAUUUUAUUUAAGCAAACUUUCGAAUGCACAGUAAUCGUAUACAUGUUUCUCUUUAGAACUGUAUAGAAAACUAAAUUUUGGCAAUAAAACAUCUAUUUGAACGAUUGA
This is a messenger RNA of Anopheles stephensi (Asian malaria mosquito), 3804 nucleotides long. RefSeq names its product RNA-binding protein 5-B-like. The record is from RefSeq and is a predicted model, not a curated record. Bases 227 to 3430 code for a protein of 1067 amino acids. Gene Ontology annotation, molecular function: RNA binding. Gene Ontology annotation, cellular component: nucleus. Gene Ontology annotation, biological process: mRNA splicing, via spliceosome. The transcript has 11 exons. Lineage: Eukaryota; Metazoa; Arthropoda; Insecta; Diptera; Culicidae.